GCAAAUGCCCGGGGUGCGUGAAGCACGGGCUCCAGCGCCAGCUCCCAGCCUGCAGCCGCUCUGGAUCUCAGCCUUCAGGCUCCAUGCCAGGCAGACCCAGCCUGCAAAGCACGCUGGCGUGCACCUCCUGGCUGGUCUGCCUAGCCUUCAGUCAGCCAUACACCAAAAAUACACUGCCAGACAUUGAAGAUGUCAUCAAAGACUGUGUUCAUGUUCACAACAAAUUCCGCUCAGAGGUCAGCCCACCAGCCAAGGAUAUGCAGUACAUGACAUGGGAUCCACAACUAGCCCAAAUUUCAAAAAGAUGGGCAAGAAACUGUCAGUUUCAACAUAACCCAAGGUUAGGCCAACAUCUGCACCCAAAUUUUACUGCUCUGGGAGAAAACAUCUGGACAGGGACUGUCUCCAACUUUUCUGUGUCAUCAGCCAUCACAAGCUGGUACAAUGAAGUAAAAGACUAUGACUUCAAGACUCGGAGAUGUCGCAGUGUCUGUGGCCAUUACACUCAGGUUGUCUGGGCAGAUAGUUUCAAAGUUGGCUGUGCAGUACAAUAUUGUCCUACAGUUACUAUUCGCUCAAAGCAGAUUAACAAUGCAGCACAUUUUAUAUGCAACUAUGGACCUGCAGGAAAUUAUCCAACUUGGCCUUAUAAGAAAGGGUCUACUUGUAGUGCCUGCCACAAAAAUGACAUGUGUUUGGACAAUCUCUGUGCCAACCCCCAGCGAGAUAAAGUUUCACGUUACUACUCUCUUAAGUUUCCGGACUGGCCGAUAUAUUCACGGAACAGAUACACAUCUCUAUUUCUCAUCAUUAAUCCACCAAUUAUAAUACUGAGUGUUAUAAUUACCAUUUUUGUGAAGCACAAAUACCCUCAUUUAACUCUUUUGGGCUAAUAAAUCCAGAAAAAAGAACGUCAUUCCUGUGGAAAUUUUCUGUACUUAUAAAAGUGCUCUAUUUCAACAUCUCAGAAGGAAAAAAAAAAAUGUUACCACAAAUCCUGAAAGAAACUUCACAGAAUGAACUCUACUUUUCACUUCUUUCUUUCUUUUAUGGGCUCCACCCAGUAGUACUCGGAGCUAACCUUUGGCUCUGUGCUCUGUGUUCACACCUGGCAGGGCUCUGGGGAACGUAUGAUGUGCUGGGGAUCAAAUGCAGGUUGGCUGCAUUGAAGGCAGGCGACCUACUUUCUACUUUUCUAUCAGUCUGCCACAGCUGGGACCCCACUAAAUAACCUAGUCUCUACUUGAAACUUGUCAAACCAGUAUACUCGACAUAGGUGAUUCUACACGCCACUGGCAGCCCUGUGGAACUGUGUUACACAACUUGCUGCAUUCCACAUCCCCUGUCUUGUCUCCCCUGCUCUCCUGGCAACAUGAUUUCUUUCUUUUGGGUUACCUUUCCCCAGACUCGGAAUAGAAGCAAUUAAGGGACUUACGAGAACUUGUUUUGUUUUUGCUUACAGAGUAUAUAAUCUUAGAACAAAAUACUGAGAU
This is a messenger RNA of Sorex araneus (European shrew), 1493 nucleotides long. RefSeq names its product GLI pathogenesis related 1 (gene GLIPR1). The record is from RefSeq and is a predicted model, not a curated record. Gene Ontology annotation, cellular component: extracellular region. Lineage: Eukaryota; Metazoa; Chordata; Mammalia; Eulipotyphla; Soricidae. The coding region runs from base 84 to 893 and encodes 269 amino acids. The transcript is spliced from 6 exons.